AGGUAAAGGAGGAGGAACUGAGAAGAAUAAAGGUAAAGAGCAGAACAAGAGCCUGACAGUAAGACAUGAACCAGUAGGAUGAGUGGGACGCGGCUCUGGCUACUGGCCUCUCUGGCCUUCGCCUCUCUGACCUCUCUGGCUGAUGGAGCUCCACUGAAGGUGAUGUCUGCUCCCAACUUGUUGAGGGUAGGAACAGCAGAGAACGUCUUUGUGGAGUGUCAGGACUGUAGUGGAGGAGACCAGAGGGUUGAAAUCAUUGUGAUGAACCAUCCAACCAAAACUAAAACACUGACAAGCACAACUGUGACUCUCACUGCAGCAAACAACUUCCAGCAGUUUGGACAAAUAACGCUUCCUGCAUCCGACUUCAGUAAAGAUCCCAACAUGAAGCAGUAUGUUUACCUCCAAGCUCAGUUCCCUGACCGGCUGCUGGAGAAGGUCGUCUUAGUGUCCUUCCAGUCUGGAUACAUCUUCAUUCAGACAGACAAGACCAUCUACACCCCCGACACUAAAGUUUAUUACAGGCUGUUUGCAGUGAUGCCUCAAAUGGAGCCUGUAGACACACCAGAACCUGACCUGCGAUGUGUUGAUGUUAAGAUUGUGACUCCUGAUGACAUUGUUCUACCAUUUCUUACAUCCUGCUUGGAUUCAGGCAUCUUUUCGGGAACUUACCAACUUGAUGAAGUUGCCAGUCCUGGACUGUGGAAAGUUGUGGCCAAUUUCCACACACUGCCUCAGCAAAAUUACUCUGCAGAGUUUGAAGUUAGAAAAGAAGAAUAUGUUUUGCCCAGUUUUGAAGUUAAACUGACGCCUAGGAGCUCCUUUUUUCAUGUGGACAGUCCAGAACUCAUCUUCAACAUCAAGGCUACGUAUUUGUUUGGUGAAGAUGUGAAGGGAGCAGCUUUUGUUGUGUUUGGGGUUUUGCAAGAGGGUCAGAAAAAGAGCUUUCCCAGUUCACGUCAGAGGGUCAUGAUUGAGAAUGGUAAUGGAGCUGUUACUCUGAGGAGAGAGCACAUCACACAGACGUUUCCAAACAUCCUUGAUCUGGUUGGAAGUUCCAUAUUUGUUGCUGUGAGUGUGCUCACAGACAACGGUGGUGAAAUGGUGGAAGCAGAGUUGAGAGGUAUCCAGAUCAUUACAUCACCUUAUAGCAUCAACUUCAGAAGAACACCCAAAUACUUCCAACGAGGAAUGUCGUUCGAUGUGGCGGUUGAAGUUAUGAAUCCUGAUAAAACUCCAGCACAAGGUGUCCCAGUGGUGGUGGAUCCAGGUAAUGUGAAGGGCUUCACUGCAGCUAACGGCAUCGCAAAAUUGACCAUCAAUACAGUGCCAGGGUCUCAGACACUAUCCAUCACUGCCAAGACCAUUGACCCUUCUAUUUUAGCUGAAAGACAAGCGACAGCCACCAUGGUAGCUCAGCCAUAUAUUACAAACAGUGACAACUAUAUCGACAUAGGUGUGGACAAAGAAGAGGUUCGUUUAGGAGACCUACUCAAAAUCAAUCUUGCUUUCAACACGAGGUCAACUCAAAGCACUGACAUCACAUACCUGAUCCUGAGCAGAGGUCAACUAAGGCAGUAUGGCCGUAACAAGAGACAAGGCCAAGUAUUUAUAACCCUGAUCGUCCCCAUCACCAAAGACAUGCUGCCGUCUUUCCGCAUUGUAGCCUACUACCAUCCAAGUGAUAAUGAAGUAGUAUCAGACUCUGUUUGGGUGGAUGUGAAGGACACAUGCAUGGGCUCGCUGACGUUGGAACCAUCAAGACCUAUUCUAUCCUAUGAGCCUCGUAAAGUAUUUGGUCUGAAGGUCACUGGCGAUCCAGAGGCCACAGUGGGACUGGUGGCUGUGGACAAAGGUGUCUACAGCCUAAACAACCAGCAUCGCCUCACUCAGAAAAAGGUGUGGGAUAUUGUGGAGAAGUAUGACACUGGCUGCACACCAGGUGGAGGGAAGGACAGUAUGGGUGUUUUCUAUGAUGCUGGUUUGGUGUUUCAGUCCACUGCUGGUUCUGGAACUCCAUACAGACAAGAGCUGAAAUGUCCGUCCCCCAGCAGGAGGAAACGCGACACCACAGAUUACAGCUCAGAGGAGGACAGUUAUAUGGACAGCCAUGAAAUAGUUACUCGCACACUCUUCCCUGAAAGUUGGCUGUGGAAAAACAUCAAACUGCCUGCUUGUUCUACACAAAACCCAGAUUGUGCAUCUACAUCAUAUGAACAGAGGGUUUCUUUGCCUGACUCAAUCACAGCCUGGCAGUUCACUGGUAUUAGUCUGUCAAGGACUCAGGGAAUCUGUGUUGGGGAUCCACUAGAGGUCACUGUCAGGAAGGAUUUCUUCAUUGAUCUCAGACUGCCCUACGCCGCUGUCCGCGGAGAGCAGCUGGAAGUUAAAGCAAUCCUCCACAACUACACCCCUGAUCCUAUCACUGUUCGCGUGGAUAUGACUGAGGUGGAGAAUAUUUGCAGUGCAGCUAAUAAACGUGGAAGAUAUCGCCAGGAGGUAAACCUCGGAGCCCGGACUACAGUCUCUGUUCCCUACAUUAUUAUACCCAUGAAGGAAGGACAGUUCGCGAUUGAGGUCAAAGCUGCUGUUAAAGGCUCAUCACUGUCUGAUGGGAUCACAAAGAUGCUGCAAGUGGUGCCCGAAGCUGUUCUUGUUAAAUCUCUUCCGGUUGUAGUCCAAAUUAAUCCAAUUAAAAAAGGUGCAGGAGGUAAACAAGAAGUCAUUCUCAACAGUGCUAUUCCUAAGAAGGAUUUGGUUCCAAACACUCGUACUAACACACAGAUCAUUAUAACAGGGAGACAAAAUAUAGGUGUAGAGAACUUUAUUAGUGGCCACUCCAUGGGUUCUCUGAUCAUCCAGCCAUCAGGUGAUGGAGAGCUGAACAUGAUCCGUAUGACUCUACCUGUCAUUGCAACAACGUAUUUGGAUAAAACCAACCAGUGGGAAACUGUGGGCUUUGACAAACGUAAUGAAGCCCUUCAACACAUCACAACUGGCUAUCGCAAUAUGCUUGCCUAUCGUAAAUCAGAUGGGUCUUUUACUACAUUCUCCAGUGUAUCAAGCAGCACUUGGCUGACAGCCUAUGUUGUCAAGGUGUUCUCUAUGGCCAGCAGUCUGGUGUCAGUGCAAACCAACGUGAUCUGUGAGGCUGUCAAGUUUCUGAUCCUCAACACACAGCAGUCGGAUGGACUGUUUAGAGAAAUUCGAAAGGUGGAUCAUGGAGAGAUGACUGGUGAUGUGUUUGGCACAGAUUCAGAUGCUUCCAUGACGGCCUUCUGCCUCAUCGCUCUUCAAGAGUCGCGGCAAAUCUGUGCUGCCUCUGUAAAUUCAUUACCAAGCAGCAUAAACAAAGCUGUGACCUACCUUGAGAAGCGUCUGCCCAGCCUCACCAACCCUUAUGCUGCCGCCAUGACGUCAUACGCUUUGGCCAACGAAGGCAAACUGAACCGAGGGUUCCUCUACAAGUUUGCUUCUUCAGAAUCAUCUCACUGGCCUGUAAUCAAGGGAAAUGUUUACACACUGGAGGCCACGGCCUACGCUCUUCUGGCUCUGGUCAGGGCCAAGGCUUUUGAAGAUGCCAGACCUGUUAUGAGAUGGUUCAACCAGCAGCAGAAAGUAAAUGGAGGCUACAGAUCAACUCAGGCCACUAUGAUAGUGUACCAGGCAGUAGCAGAGUACUGGACCAGUGCUAAAGAACCAGACUAUGAACUAAAUGUGGACGUCUUGUUGCCAGACCGAUCGAUUCCUAAUAAAUACAAGUUCAGCAGAGAAAACCACUUUACAAGUGGUACAAGAGCAAUGACAUUCAAUGACAUAAACAAAGAUGUCAAAGUGAUGGCGACUGGCUCAGGAGAAGCAACAUUGACUAUGGUGUCGUAUUAUUAUGCUUUACCUAAAGAGAAGGAGAGUGAUUGUGAGAAGUUUGACAUGUCCGUGACGCUCACCCCAGAGGAACAGGCCGAUGAGAUGAUAUACACGCUGACAAUAGAUGUUUUAUAUAAGGACAAGACACGUGAUGCAACCAUGUCAAUCCUGGAUAUCGGUUUGUUAACGGGCUUCACAGUUAACACAAAUGACCUGGAUGCAUUGUCUAAAGGUCGCACUCGCAUUAUUUCAAAGUAUGAGAUGAACAAAGUCCUGUCAGAAAGAGGCUCACUCAUCAUUUAUCUGGACAAGGUUUCUCACACACGACCAGAAGAAAUCAGAUUUAGGCUCCAUCAGAAGCUGAAAGUUGGUGUCUUACAACCAGCUGCUGUGUCUGUCUACGAAUACUACGACCCAAAACCUUGUGUGAAAUUCUACCACACAGAGAAAAAAGCUGGAGAGAUUAAUUUGCUCUGCAUAAAUAAUAUUUGCAUAUGUGCAGAAGAGAAAUGUGUUAUGCGUAAGCAGGGGCCGAUCAGCAGUGCAGAGCGCAUGGCUAAAUGUUGUGAAAAUACGCCUUUAAGUAAAACAGAUUUUGCAUACAAAGUGAGACUGGAGGAUUUGUCAGCUGACAAUUACACAAUGAAAGUACUGGAAGUCAUUAAGAAAGAAUGUCAUGAUGCGGCACCUGAGAGUAAAUUGCACAUAUUCUUCAGUUUACCUAAGUGCAAAAAUGUUUUAGAUGUGCAGAAAGGCAAAACCUACCUGAUCAUGGGCACGUCCCGUGACAUUUACAGUGAUGACCAAAGUCAAUCGUAUCUGUAUGCGCUUGGUGAGAGUACCUGGAUUGAGUACUGGCCCACAGCGGCAGAGUGUCAGACUGCGGAACACAGAGUUACCUGUGUGGGCCUGAAAGAGAUGGCCUUGCAGUAUACUGCCUUUGGAUGUUCAGAGUGAUAAAAGCUAACACAAAUGCUGCACUUGUGCUCUCAGCCUUGGAUUUGACCUAACCUGCAUAUACCUUGACCAUAGAGUUCACCUCUAAGUUCUGAUCUGGCCUCUUUGGUUACUGUUUGAUUAGGUUUGCUUACUUUGGUUUUACUUGUCUUUUCAAUUUGCCUAAAUAAUAAAUGCAACUGUAACGAA
This is a messenger RNA of Betta splendens (Siamese fighting fish), 5013 nucleotides long. Its product is annotated as complement C3-like. The transcript is spliced from 42 exons. Gene Ontology annotation, molecular function: protein binding; endopeptidase inhibitor activity. NCBI's taxonomy places the organism in Eukaryota, Metazoa, Chordata, Actinopteri, Anabantiformes, Osphronemidae. The record is from RefSeq and is a predicted model, not a curated record. Bases 79 to 4824 code for a protein of 1581 amino acids. Gene Ontology annotation, cellular component: extracellular region.